AAGAUGAGGAGGUGGCAGAGAUUCAGGCCAGAGUUGUGGGCCGCCGUCGGCAGCAAGAACAGAGAGAGAGGUGGACAGAUCUGAGAGAUACUGAGGUCUUGCAGGAGGCGCUGCGACCAAUUCAAACAUGGCGCCGUCAGCCUCACAUUCCCCGUUUUCCGCUCAUGGCGGCGUAGGGGCGGAGGUCGCGCCUGAGUGCGUCCGCACGAGAGGGCGGAACCGUCUCCAUGGCAACCCGCGCGCAGCCGGGGCCACUCAGCCAGGCGGGAAGCGCUGGUGUUGCGGCGCUGGCGACAGUCGGGGUUGCGAGCGGCCCGGGGCCGGGGCGGCCAGGGCCGCUGCAGGACGAGACCCUGGGUGUGGCGUCCGUGCCCUCGCAGUGGAGGGCCGUCCAGGGCAUCCGCUGGGAGACGAAAAGUUGCCAGACGGCCAGCAUUGCCACUGCCAGUGCAUCCGCCCAGGCCAGGAAUCAUGUGGACGCCCAGGUGCAGACGGAGGCCCCCGUGCCUGUCAGCGUGCAGCCCCCGUCCCAGUAUGACAUACCCAGGCUCGCAGCCUUUCUUCGGAGAGUGGAGGCCAUGGUCAUCCGAGAGCUGAACAAGAAUUGGCAGAGCCACGCGUUUGAUGGCUUCGAGGUGAACUGGACCGAGCAGCAGCAGAUGGUGUCUUGUCUGUAUACCCUGGGCUACCCGCCAGCCCAAGCGCAGGGUCUGCAUGUGACCAGCAUCUCCUGGAACUCCACUGGCUCUGUGGUGGCCUGUGCCUACGGCCGGCUGGACCAUGGGGACUGGAGCACGCUUAAGUCCUUCGUGUGUGCCUGGAACCUGGACCGGCGAGACCUGCGUCCCCAGCAGCCGUCGGCCGUGGUGGAGGUCCCCAGCGCUGUCCUGUGUCUGGCCUUCCACCCCACGCAGCCCUCCCACGUCGCAGGAGGGCUGUACAGUGGUGAGGUGUUGGUGUGGGACCUGAGCCGUCUUGAGGACCCGCUGCUGUGGCGCACAGGCCUGACGGAUGACACCCACACAGACCCUGUGUCCCAGGUGGUGUGGCUGCCCGAGCCUGGGCACAGCCACCGCUUCCAGGUGCUGAGUGUGGCCACCGACGGGAAGGUGCUACUCUGGCAGGGCAUCGGGGUAGGCCAGCUGCAGCUCACAGAGGGCUUCGCCCUGGUCAUGCAGCAGCUGCCACGGAGCACCAAGCUCAAGAAGCAUCCCCGCGGGGAGACCGAGGUGGGCGCCACGGCAGUGGCCUUCUCCAGCUUUGACCCUAGGCUGUUCAUUCUGGGCACGGAAGGCGGCUUCCCGCUCAAGUGUUCCCUGGCAGCUGGAGAGGCAGCCCUCACGCGGAUGCCCAGCUCCGUGCCCCUGCGGGCCCCAGCACAGUUUACCUUCUCCCCCCACGGCGGUCCCAUCUACUCUGUGAGCUGUUCCCCCUUCCACAGGAAUCUCUUCCUGAGCGCUGGGACUGACGGGCAUGUCCACCUGUACUCCAUGCUGCAGGCCCCUCCCUUGACUUCGCUGCAGCUCUCCCUCAAGUAUCUGUUUGCUGUGCGCUGGUCCCCAGUGCGGCCCUUGGUUUUUGCAGCUGCCUCUGGGAAAGGUGACGUGCAGCUGUUUGAUCUCCAGAAAAGCUCCCAGAAACCCACAGUUUUGAUCAAGCAAACCCAGGAUGAAAGCCCUGUCUACUGUCUGGAGUUCAACAGCCAGCAGACUCAGCUCUUGGCUGCGGGCGAUGCCCAGGGCACAGUGAAGGUGUGGCAGCUGAGCACAGAGUUCACGGAACAAGGGCCCCGGGAAGCUGAGGACCUGGACUGCCUGGCAGCAGAGGUGGCGGCCUGAGGGGUCCCGGGAGGCGGGUGCAAGCCUUCGCUGUGCCGAGCCUUGUGUUUCUGACGCAAGCCAAAUGAAGAAAAGCAAAGCUUUGGGGGAA
Homo sapiens (human) is the source of this 1929-nucleotide messenger RNA. It is a transcript of the gene DYNC2I2, whose product is annotated as dynein 2 intermediate chain 2. The coding region runs from base 228 to 1838 and encodes 536 amino acids. Gene Ontology annotation, biological process: cilium assembly; intraciliary retrograde transport. Gene Ontology annotation, cellular component: ciliary basal body; cilium; filopodium. The record is from RefSeq and is a predicted model, not a curated record. The transcript is spliced from 10 exons. Lineage: Eukaryota; Metazoa; Chordata; Mammalia; Primates; Hominidae.